Lytechinus variegatus (green sea urchin) is the source of this 2475-nucleotide messenger RNA. RefSeq lists its product as uncharacterized. The transcript has 8 exons. Lineage: Eukaryota; Metazoa; Echinodermata; Echinoidea; Temnopleuroida; Toxopneustidae. Gene Ontology annotation, molecular function: protein binding. The coding region runs from base 52 to 2085 and encodes 677 amino acids. The record is from RefSeq and is a predicted model, not a curated record.
GCUGUGGUUGUAGCAACUUUAGCUUCAUUAUGUCAGUCACAAGAUACAGACAUGGUACCCGAGGAUUCUUCGUCUUUCAGUUUUAGCUCGGUUGAUCCUAGCCUACCAUGUAUCUACAGUGGAGUGCCAUAUAUGCAUGGUGAAUCGUGGAAACUUGACGUGUGCACCAUUUGCAGCUGUGACAAUGCCACAGUUACCUGUGUCAUCGAGAGUUGUCCGGCCGCCUUCUGUAUAGAACCUAUCAAACCAGAUGGAGAAUGUUGCUACUACUGCCCAUUCAACGUCAAAGUGAAACUUGUAAAACCCAAGAUAACCAGUGAGGGCACCAUUACUGAGGGAAGGGAGAUUGAAAUCUCCCUCGAUGUGCCGAUCAAAUUCCAGGAACUCAGGGAAACGACGGGUGUCUCUGGUGAGAACUUGUGGACUCUAAGUGCGUGGACAUCACCCAACCAAGACGGUAGUGGAGAGAGGUACGGAUACCAAGCAAACAUAUUGAAUGAUGAGCAGAUGGGACAGACUUAUACCAAGAAACAGGGUUUCAAGUUUACGCCUUUGCAGUAUUCUUUUCACGAUGUAAUGUCAGAAUGUAACAACAUGAAAUACAUCUGCACCAUGAUUGGCAAAAGCGAAAUGCCUCGCACAACAGGAAACUUACCUUUCGAAUUCUCAGGAUUCCCUGACGAGACCGCCCUCACCGGCUGUACCGAAGCUCCUGAAUGCCAAGGAAUCGCCGCACGCGAUAUUGAAUGGAGUCUUGAACCUCUUGGGAUGGCCAUCGCCGGUCAGGCAACAUCUGUCGGCCUCAGUAGCACGGUGUUCUUCAAGGAAAACAACACAGAGAUUUCAGGUCAGGGGCUAUGGCGAAUGGGUAUAUUCGGUAGUAGAGACGCCGGGGGAAGUGGAGAACGUUUCAGUUACGUUUCACAAAUACUAAGCGAAGAGCAGCAAGCCAAGACGCUGAGUGAGAACACACCGCUGAACCUGACUAACGUUGAAGCCCUCUUCGAGAUUGGUUCCAUAGGCUGUAACGACUUUGGUUUUAUCUGUGUUGAAUUCACCGGUGGAGAUGAUCCUAACCCGUAUUACUUCUUCCGCAAAGAAGGUGCCGUGAAUGCUUCGAGGUCAGCAAAUACCGUCACGAAAUGUAAAGAACAAGAAUGUUUGUCAAAGGCCAUCUUCUCGGAUCUUGAGGUCGAUCUCGGAAACCAGGUUCUAAAUGAAAACAAGAACAACCUUCUAACUGUUGAUAUAACUGGAAUCACUACAAAUUACUCAAAGAACGUUAUGGGAGAGAAUCUAUGGAUGCUUGGUGUGUACGGCAGUAGGAAUCCUUUCGGCUCUGGUCUCAAGACAGGAUUCAUUGAACAAGCUUUAAAUCCCACCGCUGCCUCUACUACCCUGAGUGAAGGUGAAAACCUAUCUCUAGGGGAAAUCGGUUUUGACUUUGACAUGACGAACAUUGACUGCAGUGAGCAUGGUGAGGCUUUCUACCUUUGUUUCGACCUAGACAAGAAUCCUCAAGCCACUGUCAACUAUGUCUUUGAUUCUCUUCCCGAUGACUCUGUUACCACGACUUGUGUCGAUAUGUCGAGCAGAUGCAAGGGUGCCACAGCUGUUGAUUUUAAUUGGAUACUUGAUGUUGAUGAGGCAACAUUCGGCAAACCGACGCCAAUGUCGAUGGAUGUUGAGAUUCAUUUUACACAUGAGAGUCCAGCGGUGGCUGGACAAGGUCUAUGGAAGCUUAGCGCAUUUGCUUCAAUGAAUGAAAAUGGUACGGGUGUCCGCAGGGAUGAGAUCGUACAGACCUUGGACUCCUACAACGAAGCCAUGACGCUUCAAGAAGGAGGGCCUUUGGAAUUUUAUGGCAUUCAAGUACCAUUUCCAAUCGGCGAGUUAAGUUGUGAUGGUUACGACUGGUUCUGCCUUGAGUUCCAACAAGGAGAACGACCCAGACCAGAGUUCAUGUUUGAAACGGAAGGGGGUGGUGAAAGCAUUAUCUCCUGCAAGAAACACAGUUGUAAAGUCACGUUUCAGUUUAGAUUUAGGUGCGAUGUAUUUUGGAUGCUCACCAAUCAUUUGCGUUGAUGGAUACGGUGAUUAAAAAAUCCAUUGAACUACCAUUAGAAGUCCCGGGAAGGAAAACAUAUAUGUCAUCUGGAGUUUCUCCCAACAAAGGUAAUAAUAAUGAAAAAAAGUUCAAUAAUGAUAUCAUCACAAUCCAUUUUUGUAUUAAAAUAAGUACUUUGUAUAUGAUGAUGUCUGUUAUAUAUUUUUUAUGUUGAUCAUGUUGAUGGUGUCUAAUUGUUUUAUUGAACCAAAUUUAACCAGCUCCCAUCUAUUAGCUGAAUAAAGUACGAUUUCGGCAAAGGUAAUACAUUUGUUUUAAGGGAUAUUGAAAGCUCAUUGUUUUUUAAUUUGAAUUAAAAAAAAACCCCAAUCAUUAUGAGGAGUUACUAAUCCCUUCGUUUCGCAUUC